Messenger RNA from Hippocampus comes (tiger tail seahorse), 1578 nucleotides. Its product is annotated as NXPE family member 3-like. NCBI's taxonomy places the organism in Eukaryota, Metazoa, Chordata, Actinopteri, Syngnathiformes, Syngnathidae. The annotation marks the transcript as partial. The transcript is spliced from 4 exons. The record is from RefSeq and is a predicted model, not a curated record.
CUUCAGAAGUGGAAGUAUGAUAUAGUGUCACCAAUGUACAAGGUUCAGACCUGGAAGCAGUCAUCACAUUUUUCUGAAAGCCUCCAAACAUUUCACCACAAUAUCACCUCCUGUGCACAUUUGGCCAAGUCACUGUCACCCGAAGAACAGCAGGAGGAACGCAACCUGUUGAACUCCAUCGCCUGGCCCCAUCCUCCCUCUGGCUCAGCAUCACCGGACCUGUCCGACACAAGUGACCCGGCUCACAGCUUGUUCACAAUCGUUCCCUCCAAAAACAACCAGCAUUGGUACGUGGGCGACUAACUGGAAGUGCAGGUCCAAUUGCGUGACUUCAAGGGCCAACCCAAGCGUUACGGCGGUGAUUUCCUGUUAGCUCGGUUACACUCCCCAAAGUACAGGGCGGGUGUGGCUGGACAAGUGUUGGACCACGAAAACGGACUUUAUUCGGUCCGAUUCCCAUUGCUGUGGCAGGGCUCGGCUCAGUUUAAUGUCAUGAUGGUGCACUCGAGCGAGGCCGCUACCGUGCUGCGGCGCCUGAGGGAGAAACGGCCCGAUCGAGUCUUCUUUGCCAGCAUCUUUCGCCAUGGGCGUCAUUCGGAGAAGACGUUAUGCAACAUGUGCCUGCCGCCAGACAAGGGGCCACUAUGCAACUACACGGACCUUCACUACGGUGAGCAGUGGUACUGCUACAAGCCCAAAGGGCUCGGCUGUGACACCAGAUACAACCACUUCAUAGAAGGCUACGCCGAAAACCUCAUCACCAAAAAGGAGGCUUUGCUCUUUCAGAGUGGCAAGAACGUCAAAGUUCCCAUCCACGCUUCCACAACAGACUCCAUCAAUGUGCUGCCUUCUAGUCAAGAAAGGAGCCGUCAAAAACUGGACCCCGUGAAGCUGGCGACGUCUGGGUACUAUUACCAGGACUCGUGGAGGCCAUUGGGCGGCGUUCCUAUGCGCCAGUUUAACAAGGCAUCUGCCAUCACUCAGUGUUUGACCAACAAAUUAGUCUACAUGUACGGCGACUCCACUCUGCGCCAGUGGUUCAAGUACUUACUCACUGUACUUCCGGGCUUGAAGAAUAUCCCCCUGGAGAAAGUCCAAAAGCCGGGGCCCUUUAUGGCAGUGGACGUCACCCACAAUAUUCUGCUCAAUUACCGGUUCCAUGGCCUACCUCUCCGCAUCAUGCCCGUCAUGAUCAACGAGUUGCGCUACAUCGCCAACGAGCUGGACGGCCUGACCGGCGGUCCCAACACGGUGGUGACGCUCGGCAUCUGGGCUCACUUCAGCACUUUCCCCGUGGAGGUGUACAUACAGCGCAUUCGGCAUAUCCGCAAGGCGGUGGUGCGACUCCUGGACCGGUCCCCAGAGAUAGUGGUGGUAGUCCGCACGGCCAACCCUCAGGCCCUAAAUGAGGUUGAGAGCUUGUUCAAAAGCGACUGGGUGACAUUGCAGCAGGACAUUGUGUUACGUGCCAUGUUCAAGGGUAUCAACGUUAUGUGGGUGGAUGCCUGGCAGAUGUGCUUGGCGCACCGCGAACCUCACGACGUACACCCUCCUAUGAGCCUUCACUUCGAUGGUUAA